AUGCCCGAACUGGUCGAAAAGGAUCCUGCUGUCUCCUUGCCAGGGGAUCAGGUAGAUGCAAGUCAUCCUCCGCCAGACCGAGAUGCGGACAACGAUACAAUCAUCAAUUCCGUCGCUCAGGAGCCUGAAAUCCAAUAUCCUUCGGGUAUCAUUCUGGUCCUGAUUGUCGGUGGCCUGUUGCUGAGCAUGUUUCUGGUUGCUUUGGACAUGAGCAUUAUUUCUACGGCUAUACCACGAAUCACUUCCGAAUUCAGCAGCAUGGAGGAUAUUGGCUGGUACGGCAGCGCUUUCUUCUUGACACUGGCAUCCUUCCAGUCCAUGUGGGGGAAAGCAUACAAGUACUAUUCUUUACGUCUUGUAUUCAUCGAAUCCAUUGUUGUGUUCGAGAUUGGGAGCCUACUGUGUGCGCUCGCCCCAACCAGUGUCGCCCUCAUUAUCGGUCGUGCCGUACAAGGCGCUGGCGGUGCAGGCUUGACCGGCGGCUGCUACACCAUCGCCGCUUUCCUGGCGCGUCCGGCCAAAGUACCCAUAAUUAUUGGACUUCUUGGCUCAACUUUUAGCCUCGCCAGUGUCGUUGGACCACUUCUCGGAGGGGUCUUUUCCGAGAAUAUUACGUGGCGGUGGUGCUUCUACAUCAAUCUCCCCAUUGGCGGUGUUGCUGUACUGACAAUGCUCCUCUUUUGCACACCGGAACACGCGAAAAACCAUUUGAAGAUGGGCUUGCAAGAUACAAUCAUCAAUUUCGAUUUGCCCGGCCUCAUUUUGCUCUUGAGCAGCCUCGUUUGCUUCUUCUUGGCAUUACAAUGGGGUGGCGUCUCUAGAGCGUGGAGUUCUGGCACCAUCGUCGCCCUGUUGGUGCUUUGGGUUGUUUUGACUGCUGCUUGGCUCUCUAUUGAGUGGUUUCAGGGGGAAAAGGCUUUAGUCGCUCCUCGAAUUCUCCGCAAGCGGAGUAUUGCGGCCUGUUGUGCCUUCAUCUUCUUUCUCAAUGCUGCAAACUUUUCUCUGAUCUACAAUCUCCCUAUCUACUUUCAGGCCAUUGCUGGAGACAGUCCACUCAUCAGUGGAGUCAAGGUUAUACCGACCAUUCUCUCCACGUCUCUGAGCACUGCAAUUUCUUCUUCCUUGGUAGGAAAGAUCAAUCAUUAUCAGUCAUUCCUUUUGGUUGGUGCCGUGUUAGUCACGGUAGGAAGCGGAUUGAUCUAUACGUUUGAUAUAAACACCGGCCUAGGUUCAAUUAUUGGAUACCAAGUCCUGUAUGGCGUUGGCACAGGCCUUUCGGUUCAGAUUCCUGUCAUCGUCGCAGGUGCAACAAGUGCCUCGACUGACCAGGCCGUGACUAUAUCCACGGUGCUUUUCUUCCAAUUCGUUUCUGCUGCCUACGGGGUAGGCUCGACGGAUGCCAUCUUGAAUAACGUGAUUCUCAACAACGUUCCUCGGUACAUGGGAGGGAUAGAUGGGCAUGACGUGCUUGGCGUCGGCGCCGGUGGUCUCGAAACAGCUUUUGAAGGCGACCUGCUUCAGGGAGCGCGUAGUGCGUACCUUGAUGGCCUCCACGCCAGUUGGGCCAUGGCUAUUGCACUGUUUGGUAUUACAUUCCUUUGUGCAUUGGCCCCAACCGGCGCUGGAAGGCUCUCUCCCAAGAAAGUUUCGGAUGAUACAAGCAAUUGA
This is a messenger RNA of Diaporthe amygdali, 1668 nucleotides long. RefSeq lists its product as uncharacterized. Bases 1 to 1668 code for a protein of 555 amino acids. The record is from RefSeq and is a predicted model, not a curated record. The transcript has 4 exons. Gene Ontology annotation, biological process: transmembrane transport. NCBI's taxonomy places the organism in Eukaryota, Fungi, Ascomycota, Sordariomycetes, Diaporthales, Diaporthaceae. Gene Ontology annotation, molecular function: transmembrane transporter activity.